Molecule: messenger RNA, 2597 nt
Organism: Haliotis rubra (blacklip abalone)
Lineage: Eukaryota; Metazoa; Mollusca; Gastropoda; Lepetellida; Haliotidae
Product: RAD50-interacting protein 1-like
Biological process (GO): endoplasmic reticulum to Golgi vesicle-mediated transport; regulation of ER to Golgi vesicle-mediated transport; retrograde vesicle-mediated transport, Golgi to endoplasmic reticulum
Cellular component (GO): Dsl1/NZR complex
Source: RefSeq, a predicted model, not a curated record
UCCAGUAUCACUGCCAACAUGGCAGCCCCCAUGAGCUCUGAGAUGUCAACCUCAUUAUUGGAUGACCAUGUUGUUAACUACAUUAAUUCCAAAUUCACUGACAACAUCAGAACGAUAUUUAAUGCCAAACAACUAUACGAAGAGACCCGGGCAAAGAAAGAGUCUUUGGAAAAGAAGGUCUCACUUGCCAGUUCAGAAGUUCCAUCAGAAAUUAAGGCAAUCAAAAAUGCUCAGACUAUCAGCAAACAGAUUAAGAAAGUUGGUGAGAAUCAAGAAACAGUGAGGCAUGAUAUUCUGGACCAUCUGCGUGUACACAAACCCAUGCUGGAUGAGCUGACAGUACUCACUCAGCAGGUGGAGGAGCUGGAACAAUACACCAAAUACCUUAGCAUUGUUGCAAAGGUGGAAGAGUGCAGCUCCCAGUUACAAGCUGCACUAAUCACAGAGUCUAUGGGCAGUGCAGUGGAGGUGUUUAAUAGUCUGACUGCCCUGUACGACAGUUUGGAGGAGUCCUCGUGCAAAAACCUGGUGCAGUUCACCAAGGAGACAAUCUUAUUUUGGAACAAGUUACUUAAGGAUAAAAUAGCAGCGGAAUUUGAGGAUGUUCUGAAGGCAAUGCGAUGGCCACUGGUAGCAUCAACUAUUAAAGCACCUAUUGUUGCAAAUGCAACUGAGAUGAAGUCAAGAAUGCAGUCGCUCUUCAAGCAACUCUUACAACUUGUCCUACCUGACACCAUCUCUAUCGAGACCCAAGUGUCGAGCCCCACCCUGCUGAAUAUCCCGGGGCUGAAGCCCCUCAUCCUGCCCCUCCAGCUGAUGCUGAAGCCACUGAAGAAGAGGUUCAAGUAUCACUUCUAUGGGAAGAAACAGACAAACAGCCUCGACAAGCCGGAGUGGUACUUCACCCAAGUGUUGAGCUGGAUCCGAGACCACAAUGACUUCCUCCUGAAGAACAUCCAACCCUUGCUGAAGGAGGCUGGCCAUGACAACCUCGAUGCCAAGGUUGAGUUGAUGCGUGGCCUGGUGAUACUGGUAAUGGAGAAGAUGGUCAAUGACCUCCCGGAGCUGGUGUAUGAUGAACACUUCUUCUCCCACAUGGUGGACGAGGCCCUGCUCUUUGACAAGGAGCUGAGACUCACCUACAACUACCCUAGCACAGAGCCCGGCUGUCUCCAUGUGCUGUCCUCAGGCGAGGCCAUCGACAAGUGGCUUAUCAUAGAGAAGAGGUUUGCCAUACAGAAGAUUGAGGCAAUGCUGUCGUCUCCCACAGCCUGGCAGUCCCAGUACAAGGACAUCACUGACGUGGACGAGCUGAAGGUGCCUGAGUGUGGGGAGAGCUUCAUGACGCUCCUCCUCACCAUCACAGACCGGUACAAGCCACUGCCUGAUGUAAGCAGCAAGUUACGCUUCCUUGGGCUGCAACUUGAGCUACUGGAGGACUUCCGUGUUCGUGUGGUGCAAGUGAUGAAGCAGGAGACACACAACCCUGUAGGGAGCUGCUUCUGUGCUAUACUCAACACAGUGCACUAUGUGGGAGAGGUCCUCCAGGAGUGGAGUGAGACGGUGUUUUUUAUCCAGCUAAUGUAUCAAAAAUCCACAUAUUCCCAGAGGAUGAAGAAGGAGAAACAGAGUAAAGCAAAAGGUGACCGACCCCGGUCUCUCUCCCUCAGCCAGUCCGCAGACUCCAGCAAGCUGAGUGAGGACCUUGACAUCAGCAACCUGCCAACUCUGAACACCACCGUGUUUGAUGACAUCACUGAUCUGUUUGAGUCCCUCAAGGUGGACAUGUUGAAGAACAGUGUGAGCUAUGUCUUCACUGACUUCCACGCCAGGAGUCAGCCCUACAGGAAGGACAGAUGGAUUUCUCUACCAUCCCAGAAAGACCUGAUGAUCACGCUGGGUCUGUCAGCCUCAGCCUGUGAGAUGCUGCUCGUCCUCAAGGAUCAUCUGGCUGUCAUGGAGGACCUCCUCAGCAAGCCACUGUUCCACAAGUUCUGGCAGCGGUUGGCAGAGAAAAUAAAUAAAUUCAUCCUUGAUGAGGUGAUCUUGUCCAACCACUUCAAUGAAGGGGGAGCAGCACAGCUUCAGUUCGAUAUGACUCGUAAUCUCUUCCCACUGUUUGGCGAGUUCACCAACAAACCAGACACCUACUUCAGAGAAGUGAAGGAAGCCUGUACAUUACUGACAUAAACCGGCUCCGCCAUCCUCCUGAAGGAGGUUCUGCACUCAGCCCUCCAUGAAGCCAAGAAGGACCCUAAUGCCAAGUCCGCAGACCCUAAAACUGCCUUACACGAAGUAGGGAUCUACAAGAUCUCACCUAGCCUUGCAGAGUCCAUACUGAGUAUGAGAACCAACCUUUCUGUCAGGUGAUCAAGAGGAACAGUGACAAGUUCUGAAGGUGUUCGUCUCAUCCUCGUCCAUCAGGGUUAUAUUUUCUCCACCUUAUAGUCUGGGUUUUGCCAGGCUGGGCUGAACAUGGUAUACUAUUUGGUAUUAAUAUACUUAAGUCAAGAGGAUUCUCAGAGGUAGCUGCAAUGUAUAUCUUAUCUUUAGAACAGCGUUAAUAUACUGUUGUAUCCUUAACAUUAAAAAUAAAA